Molecule: messenger RNA, 1146 nt
Organism: Camelina sativa (false flax)
Lineage: Eukaryota; Viridiplantae; Streptophyta; Magnoliopsida; Brassicales; Brassicaceae
Source: RefSeq, a predicted model, not a curated record
AUGCGGAAAGUUGUUGUUGUUGAUGGAACAUUUCUGAAGGGUGAAUACAAAGGGACUCUAGUCAUAGCAACAACACAAGAUGGGAAUUUUGAUAUAUUUCCUUUGGCCUAUGCGGUUGUUGAUACAGAGAACGACGAGUCUUGGGAAUGGUUCUUCACACAAUUGAGUUGUGUAAUUCCUGAUGAUGAAGGUCUUGCACUGAUAUCUGACCGUCAUAAAUCUAUAGGUAAAACUAUCGGUAAAAUAUACCCUAGGGCCAGUCGUGGAAUCUGCACUUAUCAUCUUCACAGGAAUAUUAUUCAGAGGUUUAGCGGAAGUGAAACAUUCCGGCUCGUAAAAAAAGCAGCUGCAGCCUACCGUGUAGUUGAUUUCAAUCAAUACUUCCAGCAAAUUCAAGAAGCGAAUCCGCAACUGCAUGCUUACUUGGUGCAUGCAUACUUGGUGCAUGCAGAUGUAUGCAAGUGGAGCAGGGCUCAGUUUCCUGGUGAUAGGUACAACUUCACUACGAGCAACAUUGCAGGAUCGAUAAAUAAAGUACUGAGUCCCGCGAGAGCGUAUCCAAUUGUGGAGUUACUAGAAGCGGUUUGGAAUAUGUUGACACGUUGGUUUGCCAGUAGGAGAAAACAAGCUGCCGGAAUCCCAACUGUACUCACGAAAGGAGUGGAGAACCUGUUAGAGGAAUGUAUUGAAGAGGCAAGGCAUCUAAAUGUCCAAGAAAUAGAUAAACAUCAAUUUCAAGUAAGUGGAGGUACCUCAAUGCAUGUCGUCAAUCUUAAAUAUAAAAGGUGUUCAUGUAGGCGUUUUGAUCUGGAGAGGAUUCCAUGCGUACAUGCCAUUGCAGCCGCCGAGAAGGCUAACCUAUCUCGUAUACACCAGUGUCAUCAAUACUUUCGCAAAGACUACCUCUGCCGUGGUUAUGAGAAUUCGAUAAUGCCUAGUGAUGAGUCCUGCAUCGUUCCUACUAAAGAUAGAGAGUACAAAUGUAAACUGCCUUUCGUAAGGAAUCCUCCAAGAAGGCCAAAGAUGUCCAUAAUGAAGUCUUUCCACGAGGUGGCGUUUGAGAUGAAACGGCCCCGUAAACAGCAUGCUUGUUCUCAAUGUCAACAUGUUGUCCACAACCGUACAACAUGUCCAGGUAAUAUGUAA